CCUUGCUAUAGUUAGCUUCGUCUUGUGUUUUGGAUGAGUUAGCAUUAGCUAUUUUCAAUCUGUUUUUAGACCAGUGUCAUUAUAUUUGAUAUAGAUGUAGCCACGUUAAAACUAGGAUGCAACAAGCUCUUCCAGUCAAGUUGUUGUGUUGACUACGUUUUAUUCGUUGUGCAUAGCGAUGCUGCAGCUGAGCAACAAGAUGGACAAAUCUGACAAGCCGGAGGUCAUGGACAACGUCAAAGUGGUUGUGCGAUGUCGCCCGCUGAACCAGAAGGAGAGGAGUAUGGGCCACAAGCAGGCCGUCAGUGUGGAUGAGAACCGAGGGACCAUAACCGUCAACAAAUUAGAGACCACCCACGAACCCCCCAAGACCUUCACAUUUGACACGGUGUUCGGACCAGACAGCAAACAGCUGGACGUUUACAAUCUGACAGCCCGCCCCAUCAUAGACUCAGUAUUAGAGGGUUACAAUGGGACCAUCUUCGCGUACGGACAGACAGGGACAGGAAAGACGUUCACCAUGGAGGGAGUGAGGGCAGUGCCAGAGCUCCGAGGAAUAAUCCCCAACUCAUUUGCUCAUGUGUUCGGCCACAUCGCCAAAGCAGAGGGCGACACCCGGUUCUUAGUUCGCGUCUCUUAUCUGGAGAUUUACAACGAAGAAGUGAGGGACCUGCUGGGGAAGGACCAGAUGCAGAGGCUGGAGGUGAAGGAGAGGCCUGAUGUGGGUGUUUACAUCAAGGACCUGUCUGGUUAUGUGGUGAACAACGCUGAUGACAUGGACCGGAUUAUGACAAUGGGGCACAAGAACCGCUCGGUUGGCUCCACCAACAUGAAUGAACACAGCUCUCGCUCUCAUGCCAUCUUCACCAUCACCAUCGAGUGCAGCGAGAAGGGUGUGGAUGGAGACCAGCACGUACGCAUGGGAAAACUCCACUUAGUGGAUCUGGCGGGUUCUGAGCGUCAGGGGAAGACUGGAGCGACGGGCCAGCGGCUGAAAGAGGCCACUAAGAUCAACCUGUCUCUGUCCACGCUGGGUAACGUCAUCUCCGCUCUGGUGGACGGGAAGAGCACCCACGUCCCCUACAGGAACUCCAAACUCACCCGCCUGCUGCAGGACUCACUGGGGGGAAACUCCAAGACCAUGAUGUGUGCGAACAUCGGCCCAGCGGACUACAACUACGACGAGACCAUCAGCACGCUGCGUUACGCCAACCGGGCCAAGAACAUCAAGAACAAAGCCCGGAUCAAUGAAGACCCCAAGGAUGCCCUUCUACGGCAGUUCCAGAAGGAGAUCGAAGAGCUCAGGAAGAAACUCCAAGAAGGGGAAGAGAUCUCCGGGUCGGAGGGCAGUGGAUCAGAAGAGAUGGAUGAAGGAGAUGACGAGGGAAGAGAGGGACGAAGGAAGCGGAGAGGCAGUGGCAGCAGCAUCAGUAGCUCAGACUCCUCUAUAGAGGCACAGACCACUGAGGAGAAACCCAAGGCUCAGACUAAAGACAGAGGGAAGAAGAAGAAGGUUUCUCCUGACAAGAUGGUAGAGAUGCAGGCGAAGAUCGAGGAGGAGAGGAAGGAGCUAGAAGCCACACUGGACAUGGAGGAGGAGGAGAGGAACAAGGUCAGGGCAGAACUGGAGAAGAGAGAGAAGGAUCUCCUCAAAGCGCAGCAGGAGCAUCACCUGCUGCUGGAGAAGCUGUCAGCCCUGGAGAAGAAGGUGAUCGUAGGAGGAGUGGACCUCCUGGCCAAGGCUGAGGAGCAGGAGAAACUACUGCAGGAGUCUAACAAUGAGUUAGAGGAGAGACGCAGGAGGGCUGAGCAGCUCCGCAGAGAGCUAGAGGAGAAGGAGGCGGAGCGUCUGGACAUGGAAGAGAAGUACUCCAGUCUGCAGGAGGAGGCUCAGGGGAAGACCAAGAAGCUGAAGAAAGUCUGGACCAUGCUGAUGGCUGCCAAGUCAGAGAUGGCCGACCUGCAGCAGGAGCAUCACCGGGAGAUCGAGGGCCUGCUGGAGAAUAUCCGCCACCUCAGCAGAGAGCUACGACUGCAGAUGCUCAUCAUAGACAGCUUCAUCCCACAGGAAUACCAGGAGAUGAUUGAGAACUAUGUACAGUGGAAUGAGGACAUUGGGGAAUGGCAGCUGAAGUGUGUAGCCUACACUGGUAACAACAUGAGAAAACAGACCCCCGUGCCGGACAAGAAAGAAAAAGAUCCGUUUGAGGUGGACCUGUCUCAUGUGUACUUGGCCUACACAGAGGAGAGUAUGAGACAGUCACUGAUGAAGCUGGAGAGGCCCAGGACCUCCAAGAGUAGUAGGCCCAAGACUGGACGAAGGAAAAGAUCAGUGAAGCCCGAGGCUGUGAUGGAAUCCCUGCUGCAGUGAGAGAGCCAAUCAGGGCUGGAGCCCCAUGUACUGCAAUGAAUCUACACUACUUUACCUUAGAAUGAACAACAGCAGUCAGUCAAUGAAUCUACACUACUUUACCUUAGAAUGAACAACAGCAGUCAGUCAAUGAAUCUACACUACUUUACCUUAGAAUGAACAACAGCAGUCAGUCAAUAGUCGAACAUGAAGAUCUUUAUUGUCGUUAUUUAAACAGAUGUUCUUAAUACACUGUUUAGCCAAGUAAGGUUUUAAAUGUGAAGUGAGGAGAGAAAACAGUUGGUCGGUCAGGGAGGGAGGGAGCAGGCAGCAGAAACUACUGUAGGAUUUUAUCAGCAUCCCAAAUGGCGCACCCUAUUCCCUAUUUAGUGCACUACUUUUGACCAGAGCCCUAUGGGAUACCCUAUGAGCCCUGGUCAAAAGUAGUGCACUAAAUAGGGAAUAGGGUGUCAUUUGGACCUGCCCCUUAGACUGCUCAAGUGUGUCCUGUAAUGCUCUGGUCAAAAGUAGUGCACUAAAUAGGGAAUAGGGUCCCAUUUGGGACGUAGAAAAUUAGUCUAUGAUGAGCACAAGCCAUGGUUUUUGAAUAGGUCUUCAAAGACAAAAGCGACAACAACAAACACUGUUUUGAGAUGACGAUGUCACCACUCCUACUGGCAGGAUGUAAUGGAUACAUCUGAUGGCCUUUCACAAAAAAACUAUUCCAUAAAUGAUUCAUAUGUGCACCACAGGUCAUAAUGCCCUUAUUUCAAGCAUCAUACUUAUGGGAGUCUAAAGUGUGCUUUUAAGCUUAGUUUCCUUCUUUGUCUGAAGGGUAGGACAUGCAUGCCAUGCCACUUCCAUAGACGAGUGCGCAACAAUGGGACAAACUACACUAUAUUUAGUCUCCAAAUGUUUAGUGAAAACGAAUACAUUUGCACAAUGAGCGCUUAUCUCUAAAAUGCAUCCUUACAGUUGUUGGUUAGCGAGGGUAUUUUCACCAUAUUAGCAUGGACGUGACAUCAGUCGAAACACCUCAAAAUAAAACGUGAUAUUAAUAACGAGAUACUACAAGCUGAAACCAGCCUCUUACGAUUCCCCACGUUGCAGCUUUCUGUCAUUGUUGUUCGCUAUCUGAACGCCACACGGACUUCUGUCUUGUCGAGACGCACAUCAUUUCCUGAUGUCAGCUAACCCGUCUAUAUAGUAAUGCCAUUCGUCCAUUAAACACUAACUAAGGCAUUUUUUUGGCACGCUUUGAUUUCUUCCUUUUCAGCUCAUCGUUCAUGGUGUAUUGUAGUGGAAGCAAAGUGUCUUCAUUUUGGAAUUGACUGUAUUUCAAAUGUUUACAUUACUGAGCCCCCCUCCCCCCCUGUAUUUAGUUAAUUUAUUAAAUUAUUGCACAUG
Molecule: messenger RNA, 3757 nt
Organism: Oncorhynchus tshawytscha (Chinook salmon)
Lineage: Eukaryota; Metazoa; Chordata; Actinopteri; Salmoniformes; Salmonidae
Product: kinesin-like protein KIF3A
Exons: 19
Coding region: 179-2371 (730 amino acids)
Biological process (GO): microtubule-based movement
Molecular function (GO): microtubule motor activity; ATP binding; microtubule binding
Source: RefSeq, a predicted model, not a curated record